AUGAAAAUCGUUCCAGAAAUGUGUGUUGUAGGCAAAGACUCUAAUCCCUACAACGAAGUUGAAAAUCAAGACGAGCUAGAGUCUGAACCAGGUGCUUUAUAUGCAAAUGACUUAGAAGAAAGCUUCAAUGCAAGUUUUACAGCAGCUGAAAUCCAGUUACUUAAAACCCCACUUAAAGACUAUGAGACUAUUGUUUCUGAAACUCAGGAGCAUGCUGAGUCUAUGGUUGUUAAUAAAAAUAAAGAUGACGUUUUGGGGGUCAUUGCUGAAGAUUGCAGAGGGCAUCAUGGUAACACCGGUAGAAGUUUAGAUCAGGCUGACAAAGAUGGAUCCCGGGAAGAUAUUAAUUCCUACCCAAGAAAAGAGUACCAUUAUUGUCGAGCAAGUUCAUCAAACGAAUAUCUUGGUGGUGAUUUACACUUGACAGUGAUGUACCGGCAGUACAAAGAAUGGUGUCAUCAGAAAAACAAGACAAUUAUCAAGCAAGGAACGUAUGAACACAUUUUUAGAAACGAGUUUAACAUUGCGUUUAACAAGCCAAAGAAAGAUCAACGUUUACUUUGUUUGUCGUCUCAAAAUGCUGUUGGUGAGGAUAAGUUACGAUUAACGCACGCUCAUAAUCAACAUUUGAAGGAAAGAGAUUUGUGCAGGUUAGAGAAAAAACAGACAUAG
Arctia plantaginis is the source of this 672-nucleotide messenger RNA. Lineage: Eukaryota; Metazoa; Arthropoda; Insecta; Lepidoptera; Erebidae. The record is from the annotation of a GenBank genome assembly.